Arachis ipaensis is the source of this 1186-nucleotide messenger RNA. The record is from RefSeq and is a predicted model, not a curated record. Lineage: Eukaryota; Viridiplantae; Streptophyta; Magnoliopsida; Fabales; Fabaceae.
CUGAUAGUCCUUACACACAAGUCCAUAUAUUCAAUAAUAAUGUCACCUCAAAUCCCCUCAGAAAAAGAUAUCACUCUUCACACUCACUUUUUCAACAUCCAAACUAGUCCUUCCCCUAUUUAUGCUCUACUUCCUUAGACCCUUCAACUCCCCUCUCUCUCUCUUUUCAGCAUGAAUUCAAUUCAAUUCUGUAAAGGUGAUUAAUACACAAAAGUGUAAUUAAAGAAUGGGAAGGAAGCCUUGCUGUGAGAAGAAGGGUUUGAAGAAAGGUCCAUGGACUGCUGAAGAAGAUGAAAUCCUUUCUAACUAUAUCAAAAACAAUGGUGGCCAUGGUAGCUGGCGUUCUCUUCCUAAGAUCACAGGACUCCUUCGUUGUGGUAAAAGUUGCAGACUUAGGUGGACAAAUUAUCUUAGACCUGACAUUAAAAGGGGUCCCUUUACUUCUGAGGAAGAAAAACUUGUUAUACAACUUCAUGGCAUCCUAGGAAACAGGUGGGCUGCUAUUGCUUCUCAGUUACCAGGAAGAACAGAUAAUGAGAUAAAGAAUUUAUGGAACACACACUUGAAGAAGCGGCUCAAGAACAUGGGAAUCGAUCCGAAAACACACGAGCCGGUUGCCUCGCCACAUUACCCCCUCGACAAGGCACACUCCUCGUCGAUUUCCACGCGCCAUAUGGCUCAGUGGGAGAGUGCAAGGCUUGAAGCAGAGGCAAGGCUCUCAACAGAAUCAUCAAAAUUUAACAAGAAUAAUCCUUCUUCGCUCGGCGAAGGCAAAAGUACUAAUGAAUCCGAUUACUUCCUCCGGAUUUGGAACUCGGAAGUAGGCGAGGCGUUUCGCAGUGUUGGUAAAUCGGAAAACAAAGGUACCUCAAACAAUGGAAUUGGAGGGAAUCAUGUGAAGGAAGAGUUAGUGUUAUGUGCUGAAGAAGAAGGUAUGGUUGUUCAUGGUUCUGAUUCUUCAUGCUCUAAUGAAUUGGAAGAUUCAUCUGACACUGCAUUGCAGCUAUUGUUAGAUUUCCCCAUAAACAAUGACAUGAGCUUCUUAGAGGGAAACUCUUUUGAUUGCAACAUUUAGUAGUUAUGUUAUGUUAUGUAUGAUAUUGUGUAAUAUUAAUGUAGGUUUUGGUUUGGUAUUUUGUAACACACUCGUAUUUAUUUUCUAAGAUAUUGAGGAAUUAUGUGAGAA